Molecule: messenger RNA, 1747 nt
Organism: Danio aesculapii
Lineage: Eukaryota; Metazoa; Chordata; Actinopteri; Cypriniformes; Danionidae
Gene: tubd1
Product: tubulin, delta 1
Exons: 8
Coding region: 228-1568 (446 amino acids)
Biological process (GO): mitotic cell cycle; microtubule cytoskeleton organization
Cellular component (GO): cytoplasm; microtubule
Molecular function (GO): GTP binding; structural constituent of cytoskeleton
Source: RefSeq, a predicted model, not a curated record
AACCUACACCCGCCUUCAACCGUAAACACUGACAGAUGAUCAGCUUCUACUUCACAAAAGUCUGAAACAGUAACGUUAGAGAAAGUUAUUUGAUAUUGUGUAUUUCUUAGGGUUGUUUUGUCUCUGCUUACAGUAAUGUCACCCCGUUCGUUUAAGUUAAACACUCCUAGUUUAUAUUAACUUUAUACACACAAUACUAUGCUGUCACGAUGUUUAAUCGCUGAGAUAUGUCGGUAGUAAGUUUACAGUUAGGUCAGUGUGGAAAUCAAAUAGGACACGAGCUAUUCAGUGUCCUAAGCGAUGAUUCAAAUGGACCAAACAGAAAGAAGUACAAGCAAUGCAGCGACGAGAGAUUCUUCUAUGAAAACUCCACUGGAGAGCUCGUGGCACGGUCAGUACUUGUUGAUAUGGAGCCGAAAGUAAUUUCUCAGGCCAUAGCCAAGGCUUCAAAAUCUGGAAGAUGGAGAUAUGGAGACAAAGCACAUUUCUCCCAGAAGCAGGGCUCUGGAAACAACUGGGCUAAUGGGUUCUGUGUUCAUGGUCCUCGUCACAAGGAGGCCGUGGAGGAUCUGGUGCGGAUGGAGGUGGAGCGCUGUGAUCGUCUGGCCGGAAUCUUCACCAUGAUGAGUGUUGCAGGUGGCACUGGCUCUGGUGUGGGCACCUACAUCACUCAACGUCUGAGGGAUCUUUACCCACAGUCCUUCAUCCUAAAUCAAGUGACCUGGCCGUAUGGAGCUGGUGAGGUGAUCGUGCAAAACUACAACUCUGUUCUGACACUGUCUCAUCUCUACCAGCUCUCUGAUGCUAUUCUGGUUCACGAGAAUGACACGGUGCACAAAAUCUGCAGCCGGCUGAUGAACAUCAAGCACAUCUCCAUCAGUGACAUGAAUAAAGUCAUCUCUCACCAGCUGGCCAGCGUCCUUCAGCCUGUUUACACCGCUCAUUCACCCGACUAUUACAGCAGGAACCCCAUAGGGGAAUUGCUGACUUCCUUGGUGUGUCACCCAGAGAACAAACUGCUCAGCUUGUGUAAUAUUCCUCAAAUGUCCAGCACGUCACUGGCCUAUAGUGUGUUUAACUGGCCUGGUUUGCUCAAGCAUCUGCGUCAGAUGCUAAUUGCUAGUGCUAGGAUGGAGGAAGGGAUUGACUGGACGGUGAAUGUUCCAUCAGUGGUUCCAUCUGGAGCAGAAAGUGUGACAAACAUCAGGCAUAAAAGUUUCAAUUUGUCACUGGCUAAUCUUUUAAUACUCAGAGGGAAAGACGUGUCUACUGCAGUUACAGAUGGUUUUAAGGAUCCCACGUUAUAUGUGCCGUGGCUUAAAGCAGAGAAUUGUUUCAGCACAUGGAGCUCUCCUAUACCCUUCAAUGGAUAUGAGAAGUCGGCCACUUUGGUUAGUAACAGCCAGUCGCUUCUGAAACCCCUGGACAAUAUAGUUAGAAAGGCUUGGAACAUGUUUGCAUCAAGGGCCUACAUUCAUCAGUAUACAAAGUUUAGAAUCUCCGAGGAGGAUUUUCUGGACAGCUUUACUGCACUAGAACAGAUCAUCUCCAGCUACACACACCUUUGAUUUAUAUUAUCAAUCAAACUACUUUUGACUAACAAAACUACUUUUGCAUGAUGCCAGUUGAGUGGAUUCUGCAGCAGUUGUAUUUAAAAGAUGAUUAAAUUUGUCCUUUUGUGUUAAAAUAUUUAUUUUGCUGUUAAGAAAUUAUACAUUUAAAUAAAAUUUAAAAAUCAGCAACGUAA